This is a messenger RNA of Fusarium oxysporum Fo47, 875 nucleotides long. RefSeq lists its product as uncharacterized. The transcript has a single exon. NCBI's taxonomy places the organism in Eukaryota, Fungi, Ascomycota, Sordariomycetes, Hypocreales, Nectriaceae. The record is from RefSeq and is a predicted model, not a curated record. The coding region runs from base 200 to 805 and encodes 201 amino acids.
AAUUAGGUACCAAGCAGGCCAUCUCAUUAUCAAUCAACCUUGCAAUUUUUUUCAUGUGAAUCCAUCUGUUCUUCUCACGAAAGUAGUCUAAUAUACUGAUCCUUACCUAGUUUCAUCCCAUCUAAACUAACAUUUUCGUUGCUUCUUUUUGCCAACUGGAACACACGUCAUUGAAUCUACACCACUACACAACAGCAUCAUGGCCGAUCCAAAGCCCAUCAAGCUCAAUCCCCCUACCAAAUAUGCACCAUCUACCAAAAACUCACCUCCCGUGGACCCUCCAACGCUUGACUGGAUCACCACAACAUGGAGCGUCACGCACUCGACGCUGAGCAUGUGGCGCGAUGCCCGCAACGUCCGCAUCACAUACAAACUCCUCCCCGGAACCGCAGAUGGUCGACCCCGUAUCGACGACCUCGUCGAGUACGAGCCGCUCUCCAAGGACGGAACGCUCAAGACAGUCCAGGGCAUCGACACACAAGCUUCGUCUAUCGGAUGGGACUGGCGAGGUAAAGGAUGGCUUGUCUUUGUCAACACGCACUGGGAGCUACUGGGUUGGGGCGAGGCAGUCACUUCAGAGGGCGUUAAGGAGAGAUGGGCUGUUACGUGGUUUGCCCCUACGGUGUUUACGAAGGAGGGUGUUGAUAUCUACUGUGAUCGUAAGGAGGGGCUGAGUGAGGAGACGUAUGUGAGGAUUAGAGAGGCGUUGAAAGGAUUGGAGACGAAGAAGGUGGCUGAGAUGGUUGAGGCUCACAUGCAGCCUGUUGAGAUCAGGUUGCCGUGGGUAGAGGGAAGCAAUGAGUAGGCAACGUGUUUGGACGAGCUUCUUAGUUUGACUUUUUAGUAUUUGAUGUAAUAUACCCCAUCGCCUGAAA